Molecule: messenger RNA, 1736 nt
Organism: Cavia porcellus (domestic guinea pig)
Lineage: Eukaryota; Metazoa; Chordata; Mammalia; Rodentia; Caviidae
Gene: Ovch2
Product: ovochymase 2
Exons: 15
Coding region: 57-1736 (559 amino acids)
Biological process (GO): proteolysis
Molecular function (GO): serine-type endopeptidase activity
Source: RefSeq, a predicted model, not a curated record
UUUUUCUUUUCUUUUUAGUCUCGCUAAAUUUCCAGGAGAGGAAUUUGAGUUUCAAAAUGCCUAUGAACAUGAGCAACCUGAUUUUACUACUAGGAAUGAUCUGUUUGGAACAAGGCAAAUCUGCAACUCUUUUUCUUCCCAAAGCUCCAAACUGUGGGCAGAAUGUGGUUAAAGCACAGCCUAUAAAUUACUUAAACAUUUUCAGUCGCAUUGUUGGGGGAGACCAAGCAGAAAAGGGUUCUUAUCCUUGGCAGGUGUCUCUGAAAAAAAGGAAGAAGCACAUCUGUGGAGGAACCAUCAUCUCUCCACAGUGGGUGAUCACGGCUGCUCACUGCGUCGCAAAGCGAAGCAUAACUUCAAUUUUGAAUGUCACUGCUGGAGAACAUGACUUGAGCCAGACAGAGCCAGGAGAGCAAAUCCUCAACAUCAAAACCAUCAUCAUACACCCACAAUUCUCCAUCAAAAAACCGAUGGAGUAUGAUAUCGCCCUUUUGAAGAUGGCUGGAACCUUCCAAUUUGGCCAGUUUGUGGGGCCCAUCUGUCUUCCAGAGCCUAGGGAACGAUUUGAGGCUGGAUUUAUUUGUACUACCACAGGCUGGGGCCGCUUGGCUGAAGGUGGCAUCUUUCCAAAAGUCUUGCAGGAGGUGAACUUGCCCAUUUUGACCCAGAAGGAGUGUGCGGCUGCUCUAUUAACCCUAAAGAAGCCUUUCAAGGGGAAGACCUUUCUCUGCACAGGCUCCCCUGAGGGAGGCAGAGAUGCAUGUCAGGGAGACUCAGGAGGUUCACUCAUGUGCCGAAAUAAAAAAGGAGGCUGGACUCUAGCUGGUGUGACUUCUUGGGGUUUGGGCUGUGGUCGAGGCUGGAGAAAUAAUGGGCAGGAACAAGAGCAAGGAUCUCCUGGGAUCUUCACAGAUAUUAGUAAAGUGCUUCCUUGGAUCCAUGGACACAUCCAAACUGGACAUCAGAGAAAAAGCUUCAGAGCCUCAUGUGCUGAGCAAGAUGCCAUAGUCAGCCAAUCUGAGGGGGAGUUGCACUUCCCGGAAAGCAUCCACCUGUAUCGUGACAGCGAGCAAGUGUGUGUCUGGACCCUGUCGGUCCCAGAGGAAAUGCACAUGUUGCUCAAUUUUUCCCACUUGGAUGUGGAAGUUUGCCACCACAAUUAUCUGGCAAUGUAUUCUUCAGAAGACAGACUCCUUGGAAUAUUCUGCGGAGAAAGCCUUGCUUCAUCCAUUCUUGUGGGCUCCAACUCUAUAAGGCUUAAAUUCUUCUCUGAUGCCACAGACUAUGCCACUGGGUUUAAUCUCACCUACAAAGCUCUUAUACCAAAAUACCUUCCUGAUUCAGGUUGUACUUCCUUAACCAUCCUUUUUGAAGAAGCAGUCAUCCAAAGUCUUCAUUACCCUGAACACUACACUGACAUGAUUAACUGUAACUGGAUUUUUCAAGCCCCAGCAUAUCACAUAAUAAAGCUGUCAUUUCAGAGUCUGGAAAUAGAAGAAAAUGGAGGCUGCACUUUGGACUAUGUGACUGUGCAUGGCGAUGUAGAAAGAAAAGAGGAAAUAGCUCGUUUGUGUGGCUUCGCAGUGCCCACACCUGUGAUGAGCUCCUCUGGUGUCAUGUUCAUCAACUUCCAGUCGAAUGAAGAUAGCACCUUUGGAGGCUUCCAGGCUACAGUUUCCUUUAUUCCUGCAACAGAUUUAAAUAUUUCCAUGCCAGAGGAUGAAUCCACUUUGUAG